AUGACAGUCGAGGAUAUCUCGUACAAGAACUACUUCAGCCUGCACAUCUGUGACCGGUACCCUGGGCGGGAGCUUUUCAUCAAAUUCAACAUCGACGCGCUACCACUACGCCUGCUUCCUCCUCUACGCUUUGCAGCCAACACCAACCGCAGGCUGUAUCCAGGACAUCUGCUUAUUGCGGGGCAGUAUCAGAUGCUUAAGUUGCCUGCAUACUCUGUCGUUCAAUACAACUCAGGCGACGAGCCACCCAUUCUGUGUGUACCCGACGAUGGGAACGUCUGGGUCAAUUAUGACCUACUCCAUCCGAUCAACGCUUAUCCCCACUACGAACGGGCUUGCAAAACGCACGAGCCAUCUGACUGGCUCACCCUCUGUCAAUACAUCAACCGCGACAAGACAGCUCCCAUGAACUAUCCGGUCCUAUGGACUCCCAUGCUGUCAGCCUGUGACGUUCGCCCAGGCGCAGUCGCUGAACUCAUUCAUUUCGCCUCGGGCUAUCGCUUCUAUGCGGUGCUCACAGAACUGGUGUCGUCGGAUCCCCGCACGACUCUGUUCCGAGCGCGUCUUUUGGGCACUAUGGAAUACAUUACGUCUUCAGCAAUACUGGAGAAUUAUCUCCCCUUACCAAGUGACAUGAUGAUCGCGUAG
Peniophora sp. CBMAI 1063 is the source of this 648-nucleotide messenger RNA. NCBI's taxonomy places the organism in Eukaryota, Fungi, Basidiomycota, Agaricomycetes, Russulales, Peniophoraceae. The record is from the annotation of a GenBank genome assembly.